This is a messenger RNA of Saccostrea echinata, 1539 nucleotides long. RefSeq lists its product as uncharacterized. The record is from RefSeq and is a predicted model, not a curated record. The transcript is spliced from 3 exons. Gene Ontology annotation, molecular function: DNA-binding transcription factor activity, RNA polymerase II-specific; RNA polymerase II transcription regulatory region sequence-specific DNA binding. Gene Ontology annotation, cellular component: nucleus. NCBI's taxonomy places the organism in Eukaryota, Metazoa, Mollusca, Bivalvia, Ostreida, Ostreidae. The coding region runs from base 163 to 1413 and encodes 416 amino acids.
UUUCGCGAAAUCCAUAGAAGAAGAGACACAUCAGCACUUCCGGAUUAUUGCAUCGAUCAGAACACAACGACUACAAUGACAUAGACAGAAAAUACCCAAACUAGCCCAACGACGGCAAACAGCCUGCAAUGUUUAACGGAAAACGAACCGCAAAAAAUUAAAAUGUCUCUACUGACCCCGAAAACGAUCGUUAUAGCCACUGUUCCAGGGAAAACUCAGCCCAGGCCUGUCACUAUUCAGUCGCCUAAGGAAAUGGAGUAUUUCUCUGACGAACAGGAUGGGGCUCCAAGGAAGAGGCGCCGUUUGACCCAUCUCACCCCAGAGGAAAAACUCAUGAGAAGAAAACUGAAAAACAGAGUAGCAGCCCAGACAGCUCGUGAUAGGAAGAAGGCCAUCAUGUCUGACCUCGAAAUACAAGUCGCAAAAUUAAUGGAAGAAAACAAACGUCUACAAAGAGAGAACAGCAGCCUUAAAGAGCGGUCCAGUGAGCUGAUGAAUGAGAACUCGUCACUGAAGGAGCGCCUUGGGACGGACGUGUCAUUGGUUAAGAUGGAGGAGGAGACCUCGGGAUCUGCAGCAUCCUUUGUCUCUCUGCCGCAGGGACAUCCUUCUCCCCCAUCUCAUCCAGUGAUGCCAUACGUCUUAACUCUGUGUGCAAGUUCCACCAACAAAACUACAGAUGCUAAUGUCAAAUCUGUAUGCCAACUCCAAAUUAAGCCAAGAAAAGAUACACAAGCUGGACCCAAUUCUUCAGUGGUGGGGCCGUCACCAGCAGAACUGGAAUCCAUCAAUGAACUGAUUAAAUUUGAUCACGAGUAUUACAAAAUAGAGCCCCUCACCCCAGAGCCCAAGAUGGAGGUCAUUAUCGAUUCAGGUGUCUCUUCUACUGUUGAAAAUAAAACAGACUCUGAGAGUGUUGUUCCAGACAUCAAAACUGAAUUUGCUUUGCAAGAAGACUGUGUUCGGACAGUUACUGAGGAGUCCCCCAUUCUGUGUAUUGAGGAUAUUGUGGACUUGGAAAAAGAAGUGUUGAAUGUGUUACCUGAGAUAAAUAUUGAUCUUCUCAAUGACAUUGAAAGCCUUAUUGAGGAUGACCUCCAUCGUCAGGCUAUUCCUGAUUCCAUGGAUGAAGUUUCACAAAAUGGACAGUUAUUACUGCCAAAUGAACAGAAUAAGAAACUUCAGUCUGAGCUCACACCUCCAGCAGUGAAACAUUCCAAAAAGAGGAAAUUCUCCCAGACAAUUGGUCCCAACUCGGACCUUGUGUCCUCGGACGAUUAUUUCUCAGGCAGCGACUCUGGAAUUGCCAGUGACUAUAGUGAAGCAGGGUCCCCAUAUAGUGACUUUUCUGGGGGUCUGUCGGACAAUGUCUGGGAAGAAUCAUUCAUCGAAUUGUUCCCCAAUUUAGUGUGAGCUUUCAUACUGGAGUUUAUUGUUUUGUACAUAAUACAUAUUCAUCAAGUAAAUUAUUCAGUUGUACUAUCAUUUUAUCAUGUAAAAUGUUCAUUUUGUGAAAUAAAUUCUAGUGGAAAAUGGGAA